AUGUUAAAAUUAUUGUCUUUUCAUAUCUAUCUAUCUAUCUAUCUAUCUCAUUCUGUCCACAUCUAUCUAUCUAUUUUAUUAAAACUCUGUCUGUUCAUAUCUAUCCAUGUAUCUCAGUUUUUUCAUAUCUAUCUAUCUAUCUGUAAUGUUAAAAUUAUUGUUCAUAUUCAUUCUAUCUAUCUAUCUAUCUAUCUAUCUAUCUAUCUAUCUAUCUGUCUGUCUAUCUAUCCUAUUUUAUUCUCAGUCUGUUUAUCUAUCCAUCUAUCUAUUUAUCUAUCUAUCUAUCUGUCUGUCUGUCUGUUGCGGUCUGUUCAUAUCUAUCUAUCUAUCUAUCUAUCUAUCUGUCUGUUGUCUGUUGGUCUGUUCAUAUCUAUCUAUCUAUCUAUCUAUCUAUCUAUCUAUCUAUCUGUAUGUCUGGCGGUCUGUCGCGGUCUGUUCAUAUCUAUCUAUCUAUCUAUCUAUCUAUCUAUCUAUCUAUCUAUCUAUCUUUGCCCUUCGGCUUGCAGUAAAUGGAAUGGAGCUCGUAAUUGUGCAGGCCAACGCAGGAUUCUAUCUAUCUAUCUAUCUAUCUAUCUAUCUAUCUAUCUAUCUCGUUCUGUUCAUUAUCUAUCUAUCUAUCUAUCUGUCUGUCUCAUUCUGUUCUCAUCUAUCUAUCUCCUAUCUAUGUUUGCUGAGGGGUUACUAAAAAGUGCCGACCCCGAAUGA
Acanthosepion pharaonis is the source of this 705-nucleotide messenger RNA. The record is from the annotation of a GenBank genome assembly. NCBI's taxonomy places the organism in Eukaryota, Metazoa, Mollusca, Cephalopoda, Sepiida, Sepiidae.